AUGUCGCUGCCGCGUCGCCCGUUGGGUCGCACGGGUCUGGACCUCUCGAUCGUGAGUUUCGGUGCGUCGCCGUUGGGGAGCGUAUUCGAGGAGAUCGACGAGGAGGAGGGCGUGCGGGCCGUGCACGAGGCCGCUAAACUCGGAAUUAACCUCUUUGACGUCUCGCCGUUCUAUGGGUCAACAAGAGCUGAAACGGUGCUGGGUCGAGCGAUAGCCACUUUGCCGUGCUCGCGGGAGGAUGUGAUAGUCGCAACUAAAGUGGGCCGGUACGGGCAGGACGAAUUCGACUUCAGUGCGGAUCGGAUCAGAAAGAGCGUGGAGGAGAGCUGUGCGCGGCUGCAGACAACGUAUUUGGAUAUUGUUCAAUGCCAUGACAUUGAGUUCGGGAGUCUGGAUCAGAUCGUGAAUGAGACAAUCCCGGCCCUCCAGGAGCUGAAAGCGGCCGGCAAGAUUCGAUUCAUCGGCAUCACGGGCCUCCCUCUCUCCGUCUACCAAUCCAUUCUCCCCCGCCUCCCUCCCGCCUCGCUCGAUCUCAUCCUCUCCUACUGCCACUACUCACUCAACGACACGACGCUCGAGCCGCUGCUGCCGUGGCUGCAGCAGCAGGGCGUGGGGGUCAUCAGCGCGUCUCCUCUCUCUAUGGGCCUGCUCACCCCCCAGGGACCCCCCUCCUGGCACCCCGCACCACAACCCCUCAAGGAUGCAUGCAAGGCGGCAGCACUGGCCUGUCAGCAGCGGGGAGCAUCGCUGCCCCGGCUGGCCCUGCAGUUCGCAACGCUCAACCCAGCCAUCACGACGACGCUUGUGGGCAUGAGCACAGUGCAGCAGGUGCGGGAGAAUGUUGCAGCAGUGAUCGAAGCAGCAGAGCGAGGCAUUGAUGAGGCGAUGCUGAAAGAAGUGGAGGGUAUUCUCGCGCCUCAUAAGGACACCACAUGGGCCAGUGGUCGACCCGAGAACAACUCAGCAUAG
Closterium sp. NIES-65 is the source of this 969-nucleotide messenger RNA. The record is from the annotation of a GenBank genome assembly. Lineage: Eukaryota; Viridiplantae; Streptophyta; Zygnematophyceae; Desmidiales; Closteriaceae.